UCAUGCUGCUGCCAGGUCCAGAGUCUCUCAUGGGUCCCUGUACGGCCUCCCAUUGCUGCUGUCUCCAUCGCCACACUCUGCCAUGUGCCACUUUCAGGUCUCCUCACACUGCUGGUGUGUUCCAUUUUUUGUCAUAGGGUGCUGGCAGAUUACGGGCCUCCCAUAGCUGCUGCCAGGCCCUAAUCUGCCAUGGGCCCCUAUACCGCCUCCUCAUGCUGCUGCCAGGUCCAGAGUCUCUCAUGGGUCCCUGUACGGCCUCCCAUUGCUGCUGUCUCCAUCGCCACACUCUGCCAUGUGCCACUUUCAGGUCUCCUCACACACUGCUGGUGUGUUCCAUUUUUUGUC
This is a messenger RNA of Staurois parvus, 345 nucleotides long. The record is from the annotation of a GenBank genome assembly. NCBI's taxonomy places the organism in Eukaryota, Metazoa, Chordata, Amphibia, Anura, Ranidae.